AUGAAGUUUGUUUCAUUUGCUAAGACAGAACCAGCCAGCAUGACAACAAUUUUUGAGGAUUCAAAGUCAGGUCGAGGUAUGAGCACAAUGCCUCGUGUUGUGAAGAGAAAAUUUCAGAAAAUCAAGCCAGUUGUUGAGUACAAUAAAAGGGGGAAAGGAUGUAGCCCUGCACAUACUGAGAUGCAGUCCUACAUUGGUGUGUUGGCACGCUCCAGAGUCCCACUUGUGGACAAGAAAUGGGCUGAAAUCCCCAAGGAUAUAAAGGAGCAGAUUUGGGAAGCCAUUGACAUGGCUUUUGUGGUAGGUCAAGGGGGCAAGAACCUGGUGUUAUCUUAUGCUGCCAAGAAAUGGAAGGAUUUCAUGUCUACACUAACGAGGCAUUAUAUCCUUCCAUACAUCAAGGAGAGGGAGAAAUUAAGCCAACCCCCUGAACUACAUAAAUUCAUAGAGAAAGCAGAAUGGGAUGCCUUUGUAGGUUCAAGGUUAUCCCAAGAAUUUGUGUUUGUGCAUUCUCAACAUUCAAAGAUUAGGGAGAAACUUGAGUACAAUCAUCGAUUGUCUCGAAAAGGAUAUUCUGGUUUGGAGGAUCAAUUGUAG
Messenger RNA from Prunus armeniaca (apricot), 597 nucleotides. The record is from the annotation of a GenBank genome assembly. Lineage: Eukaryota; Viridiplantae; Streptophyta; Magnoliopsida; Rosales; Rosaceae.